UGUGAUCUCACCCUCUCCAGUCGCCCCUCCUCAGUGCCAACUAUGAGUUCCUGCAACUUCACACAUGCCACAUUUGUGCUUAUUGGUAUCCCAGGACUAGAGGAAGCCCAUUUCUGGAUUGGCUUCCCCGUGCUUUCAAUGUAUGCUGUGGCAGUGUUUGGAAACUGCAUCGUGGUCUUCAUUGUAAGAACGGAGCGCAGCCUACAUGCACCCAUGUACCUCUUUCUCUGUAUGCUGGCAGCCAUUGACCUGGCCUUGUCCACAUCCACCAUGCCCAAGAUCCUUGCCCUCUUCUGGUUUGACUCCCGGGAGAUUACCGUUGAUGCCUGCAUUGCUCAGAUGUUCUUCAUUCAUGCCCUCUCAGCCAUUGAAUCCACCAUCCUGCUGGCCAUGGCCUUCGAUCGUUAUGUGGCCAUCUGCCACCCAUUGCGUCAUGCUGCGGUGCUCAACAACACAGUAACAGCACAGAUUGGCAUGGUGGCUGUGGUCCGUGGAUCCCUUGUCUUUUUCCCCCUGCCUCUGCUCAUCAAGCGGCUGGCCUUCUGCCACUCCAACGUGCUCUCACACUCCUAUUGUGUGCACCAGGAUGUGAUGAAGCUGGCCUACACGGACACAUUGCCCAAUGUGGUCUAUGGUCUUACUGCCAUUCUGCUGGUCAUGGGUAUGGAUGUCAUGUUCAUCUCCUUGUCUUAUUUUCUGAUUAUACGAACAGUUCUGCAACUGCCUUCCAAGUUGGAGCGGGCCAAAGCCUUUGGGACCUGUGUGUCACACAUUGGUGUGGUGCUGGCCUUCUAUGUGCCACUCAUUGGCCUCUCAGUGGUACACCGCUUUGGAAACAGCCUUGAUCCCAUUGUGCGCAUCCUCAUGGGAGAUAUCUACCUGCUGCUGCCUCCUGUGAUCAAUCCCAUCAUCUACGGAGCCAAGACCAAACAGAUCAGAACACGUGUGCUGGCUAUGUUCAAGAUCAGCUGUGACAAGAACCUUCAGACGGUGGAACGCAGGUGA
This is a messenger RNA of Cynocephalus volans (Philippine flying lemur), 1005 nucleotides long. Its product is annotated as olfactory receptor 51E2. Gene Ontology annotation, cellular component: plasma membrane. The coding region runs from base 43 to 1005 and encodes 320 amino acids. The record is from RefSeq and is a predicted model, not a curated record. The transcript has a single exon. NCBI's taxonomy places the organism in Eukaryota, Metazoa, Chordata, Mammalia, Dermoptera, Cynocephalidae. Gene Ontology annotation, molecular function: olfactory receptor activity; G protein-coupled receptor activity. Gene Ontology annotation, biological process: G protein-coupled receptor signaling pathway.